This is a messenger RNA of Salmo salar (Atlantic salmon), 3816 nucleotides long. The record is from RefSeq and is a predicted model, not a curated record. Lineage: Eukaryota; Metazoa; Chordata; Actinopteri; Salmoniformes; Salmonidae.
CCUGUGUAGGACCUGUUCACGACCCACAGGAUCACCAUGGGGACAACCAAGGAUACACUGAUAUGGAGGCUGAUAUACCUGGCACUACUGAUCAGAUCAACACAAACAGUGAGCCCCACCACAAGUGUAACAAUCAUCCCGACUAUGAUCACAACGAUAUCCACACUUUCAGGAGUGAAUGCCUCACACAAUGACCAGGUCUGCAGCACAUGGGGUAACUACCACUUCAAGACCUUCGACGGGGACUUUUUCCAGCUCCCCUCCACCUGCAACCAUGUUGUGACCUCACUGUGUAAGAGCAGCUAUGAGGCUUUCAACAUCCAGAUGAGGCGGCAGGUGGUGGACAACCAGCCCACCAUUAGCAAGAUCACCAUGAAGCUGGAUGGUGUAGUGGUGGAGCUAUCCAAGGGUGUUGUUGUGGUCAAUGGGCAGACGGUGACCCUGCCAUUCAGCUUGUCUGGAGUCAGCAUCGUGAAGACUACAUCCAAUGUGAAGGUCGUAGCCAAACUGGGGCUGGUUGCUGUUUGGAACAAGGAUGACUCCCUAAUGAUUGAAAUGAACGAUAAGUACAGAAACCAGACCUGCGGACUGUGUGGUGACUUCAAUGAAGUCCAAACAUACAACGAGUUCAUCAUCAAUGGUGGGAAACUCUCUAGCUCUGACUAUGGAAACCUCUGGAAACUGGAUGGUCCUCUGGAAGUCUGUGAGGAGCCUACGCUAACUUCUGAGGAGAGUUGUGGAGAUGAGGAAUUUUGUAAGCAGCUGUUCUCCAGUGCAGCUUUCAGUAGCUGCACUAAUUAUUUGGACAAGGACGCCUUCGUCGAGACCUGCCUGGCUGACCUGUGCCACUGUGAUAACAGCACCAACUCCUUCUGCCUGUGCAACACCAUCUCAGAGUACUCCCGUCAGUGUGUUCAUGCAGGGGGGAAGCCCCAGCAAUGGAGGACUAAACAGUUCUGCUAUAAGACAUGCCCCUACAACAUGGAGUACCAGGAGUGUGGAAGCCCCUGUGUUGACACCUGCUCCAACCCAGAGGCCAGACAGUUGUGUGAAGACCACUGUACAGGCGGCUGCUUCUGUCCUCUAGGUACUGUUUUCGAUGAUGUCAACAACAGUGGCUGUAUUCCAGUGAGCGAAUGCCUCUGUGUCCACAAUGGACAAUUAUACAAAUCUGGAGAAUCUUACACCAGCAACUGUAAAGAAUGCACCUGUGCUGGUGGUCAGUGGGCCUGUACAGACAAGGACUGUCCUGGGACCUGCUCUGUGGAAGGAGGAUCCCACAUCAACACCUAUGAUGGGAAAGCCUACACCUUUCAUGGGGGCUGCUCUUACAUUCUGACCAAGCAAUGCAAUGGAACUGAAUUCACCGUGCUGGGAGACAUUGUGAAGUGUGGGUUGACUGACACUGAGACGUGCAUGAGGGCUGUUACCCUAUCCCUCUCCAGCAGAUCCACCGUGAUCCGAGUCCAGUCAUGUGGAAGUGUUUUUGUAAAUCAGAUUCUUUCUCAGCUCCCGCUCUAUACAGCUGAAGUGACAGUCUUCAAGCCCUCCUCAUUCUACAUUGUUAUCCAGACAACUCUUGGAGUUCAACUUCAGAUCCAGCUUUCACCAAUUAUGCAGAUCUACAUAACUACCAUCUCAUCCUACAAAGGAACAACCUGUGGCCUUUGCGGAAACUACAAUGAUGUUCAGGCAGAUGAGUUCAGAGUCAUCAGUGGAUUGGUGGAGGGCACAGCUGUAGCUUUUGCCAACACAUGGAAGACCAUGUCUAGCUGCCCUGAUGUCAAGACUAGCUUUGAAAACCCCUGCAGUUUGAGCAUUGAAAAUGAAAAAUAUGCCCAGCACUGGUGUUCCAUGUUAUCAGAUCCUAAAGGAGUGUUCUCCCCUUGCCAUUCUGAAAUAAGACCUGACACCUACAAAACCAACUGCAUGUAUGACAGCUGUAACUGCGAGAAGAGUGAGGACUGCAUGUGUGCUGCCGUCUCCUCUUAUGUCCACGCUUGUGCUGCCGAGGGUAUCCAGCUCAGCGGCUGGAGAGACACUAUCUGCAAUAAAUUCGCCACUUGUCCAAGUCAAACAGUUUAUACCUACAACAUGACCAGCUGUGGACGCACCUGCCGCUCCCUGAGCAUGACAGACCAAUCUUGCCAGGUGGAGUUUGUUCCGGUGGACGGCUGUGGCUGUGCAGAGGGCACCUACAUGGACGAGGCUGGCCAGUGUGUUGCCCCCACCAACUGUCCCUGCUAUGACAAGGGCUCAGUGGUCCCUGCAGGAGAGACUAUCAGCAGAGACGGUGCCACCUGCACUUGCAGACAAGGGACACUGAGUUGCACUGGGGGAGCAAGACUAUUUAGUACAUUUGAAACGACCCAAGAGGAUUCAAGGAAUUCAUUAUGCACACUGCCUAUGGUUUUCUUCAACUGCUCAACUGCACCUCCGGGAGCUUCAGGUUCAGAGUGUCAGAAGAGCUGCAAAACUCUGGACAUGACCUGUAUUAGCACAGAGUGCACAUCAGGUUGUAUGUGCCCCAACGGACUGGUCUCUGAUGGAAACGGAGACUGCAUCAAGGAGGAACUUUGUCCUUGUUCUCACAAUGGAAAUACUUACCAAUCUGGAAAGACCCUUAAGGUUGACUGCAAUACAUGUACUUGCAACGACAGACAAUGGCAGUGUACCACACAUCUUUGUGAUGGAGUUUGUGCAAUCUAUGGAGAGGGUCACUAUAUCACUUUUGAUGAGAAAAGGUUCAACUUUAAUGGAAACUGUGAAUACACUCUCAUUCAGGACUACUGUGGCAAUACUAACGGCAGUGGCAGCUUCAGGGUUCUCACAGAGAACGUUCCUUGUGGAACUAAAGGCACCACCUGCUCCAAGACCAUCAAGCUCUUCCUGGGGACCAGUGAACUCAUACUGGCAGAUGGAAACGCUCAAGUUGUCAGGAGUACUCCAGAAGAGCAGUUUCCUAAACAGAUCAGCCUUCUGGGGAAUUAUCUGGUCAUUGAAGUCAAAAGUGGUCUAAUCCUCAUGUGGGACAAGAAGACCAGUCUCUUUAUCAAACUUAGCCCACAAUACCAGGGGCUGGUGUGUGGUCUGUGUGGAAACUAUGAUGGCAACGCUAACAAUGACUUCACCACUAGAGCCCAAGCGACUGUUGUUGAUCCGGUGGAAUUUGGAAACAGCUGGAAAGUUUCAUCAAGCUGCCCAAGUGUAUCCGCUGUAGUGCACCCAUGUGCCUCCAACCCGUACAGAGCGUCUUGGGCCCAGAAACAGUGCAGCAUCAUUAACAGUGAUGUCUUCGCAGCUUGCCAGAACCAGGUGGACCCCUCUCCUUACUACGAUGCUUGUGUGAGAGACUCAUGUGCUUGUGACAGUGGUGGAGACUGUGAGUGCUUCUGUACAGCAGUGGCAGCUUAUGCAAAGGCCUGCAAUGAAGCUGGAGCAUGCGUAGCCUGGAGAACCCCUCGAAUUUGCCCACUGUUCUGUGAUUACUACAACCCUACUGGAGAAUGUGAGUGGCACUACAAGGCAUGUGGAGCUCAGUGUAUGAAGACCUGCAGGAAUCCCUCUGGAGACUGUUCUAGUUUAAUUCCAGCAUUGGAAGGCUGCUAUCCUAACUGUCCUGCGGCACAACCUUACUUCAAUGAGGAGACAAUGAAGUGUGUGGAGAGGGAACAAUGUGGUUGCUAUGACAAUGAAGGAAACCAGUACACCAAUGGACAGAAUCUUCCGGCACAAAAUUGUGAAACAUGCACCUGCACAAUGACUGGAGUGAGUUGUAGUUAUGAUGUAAAUGGUAAGGAUGACAUCACCAAAUAA